This is a messenger RNA of Dicrocoelium dendriticum, 1340 nucleotides long. NCBI's taxonomy places the organism in Eukaryota, Metazoa, Platyhelminthes, Trematoda, Plagiorchiida, Dicrocoeliidae. The record is from the annotation of a GenBank genome assembly.
AUGACGCUCCAAUGUUGUGUGGCGCCGCGCACCCAUUCUAAGGCAAAUGGACAAAUUACUCCACUUAAACCAGUGUUCAUGACUGUACAUGACCUUGGAUGCAAUCAUUACCAGUACGAGGACUUUGUUGGCAAUUCAAACAUGCUGCCCAUUAUGCAACGAGCAGCCUGGAUCCACCUUGAUCUACCCGGACAAGGAGACGGAGAUACGGAGUUACCGUCAAAUUAUGUGUUCCCACCAAUCAACAAACUCCCGGAUGCAAUGAAAGAAGUGUUGGAUCAUUUUAAAGUCAAGCAAGUGAUCCUAUUUGGAGAGGGUGCAGGCGCAAACAUUUUGGCACGUUUUGCAAUGUCAUUCGAUGAGAUGGUCCUAGGUGCAAUAUUGAUUCACUGCACCGGCGCGUCAGCAUCGUUCGCCGAAUCUAUCAAAGACAAGCUUGUGAACUGGAAAUUGAACAUCUCAGGCAUGAACACAGCUACUGAGAGCUUUUUAAUCAUGCAUCGUUUUGGACCACUCGUUGGUGCAGAAAAUGAAGUGGAACUGAAAAAUGCCAUUGAAACAUUUCGACAGAACUUACGGCACUCAAUCAAUCCGAAGAAUUUGAACAAAUUCAUUGCAGCCUAUAUGCAGAGGAAGAACUUGAACGACAAUUUAUCCAAACUGAAAUGCCCCGUUCUGUUCAUCGCUGGAUCCUUGUCGUCACAGCGACGGGCAUGCCGUCAGUUGUACGAGGAUUUGAUGAGGGCACAGAAAGACAAAGGUGGAAGUUCGAUUUCUCGGGAAUAUUUUGAGAUAGACGGAGUUGCCAACGUCAUUACCGAAAGGCCGGAGAAAGUGGUCAGCAGUAUGCAGUAUUUCCUUCAAGGUCUUGGCUUACUAAGCAAUUUGAAAUUGCAGAAAACUCCAAUGAGCUUAAAUCGCCGAAUGUCCAUGCAAGAUUAUGAUCGUCCGCUGGGAAAAAUGCAUUUUGUGAGCAGACUGUCUCAGCAACUUACCGAGGAAGCAGACUGAGGGACAUUUAAUGUCAUCUUGGGAUGCAGAAUGCUGCGUCUACUCAAGUGCAGUUUCACAUCUUGGCACUACACAGAUUUGACGGUAGAGAAACAUUUGUUCGAGUGAAACUACUCCGGAGGAUUUUGAACCCACACCUUCUUAUGUCUAUCUGAAGAUUCCUGGAAGCAUUGGAUAACUCCUGUAUUAAUCCGCAUGUAGUGUACACUCCGCGCCAUCGGGUUUUGGGUAUCUCGUCGCCUAGUUUACUUUUGCUUCCUUGCUUCCUAUAUUUGUCGCCCACUGUGUAUACUUUACCCCAAUAUUAUAUAAAUACACAUACAUUCGAC